AUGAUCAACUUCUUGCAGUCCAUACAAGGGAAAUCGACCAACCAACCCCAGGACCCUGACAGACCAUUUACUACGCUGCAAGAUCUCCUUCCACCAUCAGCUACGCUGCCUUUUGUUGAAUCCGCGGAUGACAAGGCCGUCGACAAUCUCUUGAGCUUCCUACCCCCCACGCUUCUUCUGUUGGCCGCCGAAGUGGAGGAUGUGCCUGCCGAGGACAGCUCGGAGAUCGCGUCAGCGGUCAUGGAGUCUCUGGAGCUGUCGCAAAAGAAGGGCAUUCUUCGCAAAGUGCUACACUCGCCUCAGUUCACGCAGAGUCUGGCGAGUCUGACGACGGCCAUCCGAGACGGCGGUCUACCGAGUAUCAGCGAGGCGCUCAAGAUUCCCGUUGAAAAUGGAGGGUUCAUGCGUAGGGGAGGGGUCCCACUGGGCGGAGGGGAUGCUGUCGAGACAUUCCUGCAAGGCGUUCGGAACCAUGUCAAGGACUCGGCUCAGGGCAAUCCGAUGGAGACGGACUGA
Molecule: messenger RNA, 516 nt
Organism: Aspergillus melleus
Lineage: Eukaryota; Fungi; Ascomycota; Eurotiomycetes; Eurotiales; Aspergillaceae
Exons: 2
Coding region: 1-516 (171 amino acids)
Biological process (GO): ubiquitin-dependent protein catabolic process
Cellular component (GO): proteasome regulatory particle, lid subcomplex; cytoplasm; nucleus
Molecular function (GO): endopeptidase activator activity; proteasome binding; ubiquitin binding
Source: RefSeq, a predicted model, not a curated record